CACUUACCCCAGACCUGUUCGACACUUAAUCAUGAGACAUUCGACGGCAUUUGUGGUUCUCGCGCUCUGUGCUUUGGCUCUGACCGAGGCAGCGGUUUACAUUGGCGGCGGCUGUUAUGACUGUAACCCGCCCGGUGGCCAAGGUCCCGGCAUCUAUACAGGCGGCGGUGGAGGAAACAGCGGAGGCCGUGCACCCAAUAACUAUUAUAAUCAAGGAGGCGGCCGAGGCGGUGGCAGCUCUGCAGGCGGCAGUGGUCGUCCAGUUUACUCCGGAAACUUUGGUCCAAAUGGAUAUAGCGGUGGCGGUCGAGGCGGUGGUGGGGGCUAUAGCAAUGGUGGUGGUGGCGGUUAUGACGAUGGCGGUCUGACGCAGGUUAUACGAUAUGAUUAAUGCUGUCGCAAUUUGGUUUAGCUCUCAGCCGCAAAGCAGCAGAGGCUGGCUAGCUGGCGGGCUUAUAGUUAGUUAAGUAAUUUUAGCUAAACUAAAAAAAGUGAUUCUUACAAUUGUACAUAUAACAGAUGUUUCUUAUGUUAAGUUCCGAUGCGAUUUAUUGGCUAAUGAAAUUUGUUUUCAAUUUUUA
Drosophila obscura is the source of this 581-nucleotide messenger RNA. It is a transcript of the gene BomT3, whose product is annotated as putative glycine-rich cell wall structural protein 1. The coding region runs from base 32 to 391 and encodes 119 amino acids. The transcript is spliced from 2 exons. The record is from RefSeq and is a predicted model, not a curated record. Lineage: Eukaryota; Metazoa; Arthropoda; Insecta; Diptera; Drosophilidae.